This is a messenger RNA of Phytomonas sp. EM1, 1941 nucleotides long. The record is from the annotation of a GenBank genome assembly. NCBI's taxonomy places the organism in Eukaryota, Euglenozoa, Kinetoplastea, Trypanosomatida, Trypanosomatidae.
GCUUCCCUGUUGGCAAUGCGUGUAGUUAACUAUUAGGUUACAUGAGAAGAAUUCAUUAAGCAUAGAUUAAAUAGGCGACCCCACACCUACCCUACACAAUAAAGGCUGCGAAGUGCAAUGUGUCGGCUAAUAUUUAUGGCUUCAUUCUAGACCGCGGUGGGGAUCUUGAAAAUCCAAGUCCUUGUCACCACCUUUGCAAUCAAAACAAACUUGUUGUCGAUCCUCUGGUACCAAGGAGGUGUUCCUACAUACAUAUUUAUGUAUAUAUAUAUAUAUAUAUAUAUAUAUAUAUGUAUGCGUGUCUAUUUCAACAUUAUACAUUUGGAUGCAGAUGCGAUUUAUAUGGUGCUUCUCCGGCUCCAGUGUGUAUUGACCUCUCUAAGGAUGCCUGUCCAACGUACCUAGAAUCCUUUCACAAUGAACAAUAGGAGAAAGAAAAAGAAGGACAUGAAGCAUUCGCAACCACUAAGCCGCCCGCUACGGUUCUUUUCAAUAAGAAAAAUACGAUAUCUAUUGCCUUGAAAAUUUUCUUUUGAUCUACAAUUGCACAAAUCUACUGACUAGUCUCGACCGGUUGAUUGUUAGUUUACUACGUGAUGGACGGUUCAUGGUUGUUCGGUGCCAAAGGGGUUUCUCUCCGCAAAGGAUGGUAUUGGGAUAAAACAUGUCAUCUCAAAAGAAAACCUUUGUGGUUCCCUAUAUGAUCUCAUUGAUGCGCACCAUCCAUCAAUUAAUGGUGUUGGAGCAGCUGGGAGAAUCUUUUAGGGAGAGCAAUUGCGAAGAAACAAACGGAGCUCCGUGUCAAACAUAGUAUCCCGCAGUGUCUUUUUUUAUCAUGGGUAAUUCAUUUAUCUUAUAUCAAGGAAAGUUGCCUUCUUGUGUGGUACUCUGAUAUUCACGUCGUUACUCUUUUGUCGUACUAGUCUUGUUGCACAAGAUAAAUAGAUCUACAGCGAAGGGAAAAAAAGUUCAAAAGGGAUAGUCCCUAUUAGAAGAGUAGUGAUAGUAGUAGUGAGCACAGUAGUAGUAGCAUCACACACACACACUGGGGAAUUCCAGACGAAAACCCUGAAGGAUACAUUCACCAUUUAAGGAAGUGAGAUAUUCGCAUCAAUGACGGAGUAUUUGCGUGAUCUCGCGUCAAGCCAGCCCGGUGACGCGAGACCUCCGAUCAAUCUCGGCCCCUACGACAACCCACUGCUCUGGAAUAAGUUAGAUCCCUUCGGGGCGGAUCGCGGCCACCAGCGCCGUCCGAUGACGGUCUCACGCGAUUUUAUGGAGCUUAAUCAGGUGCCGAUCGUAUUCCGAGAUCAGUGCGUCCACCGCUGGGUUCCUUUCCACCGUUGCAUGAAGAAUUUGAAGCCGGUUACUUGGGGGACUGUCAACUGCCACGAGUUCGAAGAGGCAUGGUUGAUCUGUCGCUCCUACGAAACCUAUCGCAUGCAGCUUCUCAAGACAAAAUUUAUGGAGCUCACCAAAGACUACACCGUUGAGGAUAAGAAAUUUUUCCCCAGCAUGCGUUAUAUUAACAUGCCGUACUACAUCUCGUCAUUCUACUGGAGUCUCGCAGCGUCGCAGCGGCUGAGUGGGUGGGAUGAAAAGGAUCCAAUGAAUCCUGUGAUGCAAAAGGAACCAAAUCGAUCGCUAAUGCGCUCGGAGUUCUCGCCAACUAAUUGGGAGCAGGGAACCCUAACGAGCGCCUACGGGCACAAGCUCAUUUCGGAUAAGGUGGUUCACGAUAUGGUACCAGGAUUCCCCCUUCCUGAGGACAAAAGACCAGUUGAGGCGUGAAUUUGUAGAAGGAAUCGAUAGGAUCACAGACAAUAUACGCAGGUUACGCGUAGUUUUUAACAAUGCUUUAUAUAUAUGUAUGCGAGUGAGUACUGCAUAUUAGGAAUAUUUAGGAGGGUGUCGAUUUGUUUGGCUUACUGCAUUGUGUAA